AUGGCAUCCAUCAAACAAGAGCCCGUCGAUGAUCUCGAUGACUACAACGACAGCCGCAGCUUGCAGCGACACCGUGAGCCAGUUGAUUCCGGAUGGCCGUACAGGCCUGUCACCAUCAAACAGCAAGUUCUAGGGCACUCUGCUCGAACUCCGCACUACAAAGCAAACCGCCAGCCGGUCGUGUUCCGGGAGCGGAACGAGCGUGUUGACCAGCGGGCUCUUGGUCAGCCUGACCAGCGCCCAGCUAGCUCCACAGCAAACCUCGGUGGUGAACUCAGCGAGCGUUCACGUCAAGUUGGGCAGGCCAAGCGGUACGGUAACUACCCAGACGGCAUCUUCGGCAACGUUUUCGAAACUACUGGUAUGAUUGUAGGGUCUACAACCUGUCUGCGCGUAACUCACAUGAUGAUCGACACCGGCGCUUCUUCCAUUAUCAUCAGUGCAGCAGCAGCCGAACAGGCAAAUCUGACCGUCAUCGCCUGCGACCCUCAGACUUUCACACUUGCAGACGGAAGCCGAAUCACAUAUAACCACCUCACUCACUUCGAACUCUACAUCUCCGGCAUCCACAACAAAGUCGUUGCCUUCAUCGAUCAAGGCAAUUCAGGACACCAUACUUUGUUGGGUAAGCCCGGCAUUAAGACGUUCAACGCUACCGCCAACUUCUCCUACGGCCGCAAGAAGGAAACCCGUUGGUUCAUGGCGCAAGAUGAGACGGGCCUGCGUAGACACAAGAUUCUGCUGCACGAGGACCCGGCCAACGUAGCCUCCAUGAUGAUCCCAUACGGUCGAUACGAGGGCUUGCGCUUGGCUAUGCCGCUCGGCGAAACUGCUACGCAGCGAAACAGUCGCGAGGUUCUGGAGCGGGCCGACAAGAAGCGAGACAAAUUGUACAAGAAGCAUGAGAAGAACGUUCUGAGGAGGGGCGAUGUGCGUGACUUUCCUGAUCUCUUUGGACGUCAGUCAGAGUGA
Messenger RNA from Cercospora beticola, 972 nucleotides. RefSeq lists its product as uncharacterized. Gene Ontology annotation, molecular function: aspartic-type endopeptidase activity. Gene Ontology annotation, biological process: proteolysis. NCBI's taxonomy places the organism in Eukaryota, Fungi, Ascomycota, Dothideomycetes, Mycosphaerellales, Mycosphaerellaceae. The record is from RefSeq and is a predicted model, not a curated record.